Messenger RNA from Papaver somniferum (opium poppy), 1674 nucleotides. RefSeq names its product SAFB-like transcription modulator. The coding region runs from base 20 to 1417 and encodes 465 amino acids. The record is from RefSeq and is a predicted model, not a curated record. Lineage: Eukaryota; Viridiplantae; Streptophyta; Magnoliopsida; Ranunculales; Papaveraceae. The transcript has 2 exons.
UCUCAACCGUCUAAAAAUCAUGCAUCCCUUUCACUCGUGUGUAAAAUCAGCUGACAUCAAAAUCAUCAGUGAGUUUUAUCUUUUUUUCUUCCUUCUUCUUCGAUGUGAUCAGAAUUCCACUUCCAACUUCUCGCAGAUAGUAAAAAGUUCCAAAAUGAUUCCACCAACUCCAAGAAGGAAGAAAUGGACAGAAGAAGAAGAACGAACCCUAAUUAACAAAUACGGUGAGAUGCUGCACAAUGGAACUCUCUCAAAGAUGAAAACUAGAGAGAAAAAAUUCAGACCAAUUGCAGCUCAGAAAAUCAAAAAACCCAGAGAAGAGAUUAUUGAUACUGCUAAUAAUCAUAAUCAUAAUGAAGAAGUAGAUGAUGAGAUUUUGGAUAUUGAGGAGUUUGAUUGGGGUGAGGGUUUAACUCACUGGCCUAAUUUUCUUAGGUAUAAAAAUGUAUUUGGUGAUGUUGCCUUAGGAGGAUUUAGUGGUCAUCAGAAUAAUAAUAAUAAUAUUGUUGGAAAUGAAUUGAUGAUUCGAGUAGAAAAUGGAAGGAAUUAUAGUAGAUCUAUUGUUGAUGUAUCAAGAUUUGGGAAUUUGGGGGAAGAUGGAUUUGGGGUUGGGAUUGAUGAUGUUGGGGAAAAUGGGGUUUUAGGAUUAGGGUUAGGAGGAUUCGAUUACGAUGGAGAGGAAGGGGACGGGCGUAAUGAUAUGAAUGGUAAUGUGAAGGAGAAUGGUGGUGGUGAUAGAUAUGAGUAUGAAGAAUUUGGUUACAUGAGUAGAAAAAAGAGGAAGAAAUUGAAAGGAACUGAUAAAAAGAUUUGGGGUUUUCUGAAUAGUCAAUUUGUGAAAUUGAGAGAAAGAGAAGCACCGUAUGAAGACCGUGAAGCUGAGAGAGAGCGGGAGAGACAGAGGAGGGAACAAAUUAGGUUAGAGCAUGAGCAGGAGCGAGAUAGGAGGUUGAUGGAGAGGGAGAGGGAGAAGGAGAGGGAAGACAGAGAGAGGAGUAGAGAGAAGAUGAGAAGGGAGAGGAUUCGUGAAUGGGAAGCGAUGGAAAAUGAGAGUAUUGAAAGAGAAAGGAGAAGGAGAGAGGAAGAAUUGGUAAUGGAGAGAGAAUGGGAGGAGAGGAUGCAAAGAAGGAGAUUGGAUUGGAAAAAGAGAAUGGAUGGCAUGUUAACUCAGCACAGAAUUGCGAUGGAUCAAAUGCAAACAAGAAUUCUUCAUGAUCAACAGACGGUUACCAAUCAAUUGCUUGGAAUACUAUCGCACUGGACUGGUCAUUCUCAUGGACUUCCUGAUCAUACAGGAUCCGGAAACGCUUAUCUAUCACAAAUGAUACAGAAUUUGCACCCUGUUAAUGGAAUUGUUCAUGGUGAAAAUAGGGUUGAGGUUGAUAAUCAAGAUGACCAAUAUAUAGUUGAUGGGUGACCUGGGUUCUAUAAUGGAUUACGUAGAUUGGACAUAUGAAGCUCAUGGAGUUGUGAGGGGCAGCGACUUUGUGUAUGACUGCAUGCAUCUGUUGGAGCUGUAUUAACUUCGGUUAUGUAUGCUAAUCUGGUUAGUCUGAAAUUUCUUUUACAUGGGUUUCUUCAUCUUAUUAGUGUUUAGAUUUUGGCUGUAAAUGUAUUUAUAUGAUGAAUGCUACAUCAGAUUGAUGAUGACAGACCAAUCACUUUAACUAUCUG